AUGGAACUUUCUUAUUUCAUUCAAUAUUUGAUCACUUUAAUAGUUUACAUUAAAUUGAUCUAUUCAACAACAGAGUUGAAUCAACACCACCACCACCAACAACAACAACAACAACAACAACUAGAUCGUUUAGCAACAUUUUCAUUAAAAUUUCUAGAAUUUCAUAAUCAUGCACAUCGACGUAUUGAUGGUAGUUGUUGUGGUCGUCCUAAACAAUCAUCAUCUUCAUUAAUAACUACUAUAAAAGUAGAAACAGAAAUAUGUAAAGCAGAAUGUGCAUUAGAAUUUCGUAUUUGUAUUGAACCUUAUACAGUAAUUAAUAUAUUAUCGAAUAAUACAAAAAUUUACAAUGGUCCUUGUAUGUACGGUGAAGUAUACACUGGUCAUUGGGGUAAUACAGAUAUUACAUAUGGAUUAUUAGAAGCCAGUGUACACUCUAUUGGAAUUAUACAUCCAUGGCCGCGUUUAUUCACAGUAAUAUUAGAAGCAUAUGAUUUAGUUAAUCAAAAUGAAAAAUAUUUAAUUGAUCGAGCUAUACAUCGUGGUCUGUUACGUCCAUUAAUUUCUUCUACAAAACAAUCUAAAGAUUGGCAUCAGGUUACUAUAUCCACACAAUAUUCCGGUUAUACAUUUUGUAUACAAUUAACAUGUGAAUUAAAUCAUUAUGGUAAUGAUUGUACAAAAGUAUGUCAAACAAAUGAUAAUCAUACAAAAUUUAAAUGUGAUGCAAAUGGUGAUAAAAUAUGUGAACCUGGUUGGAGUGGAACUGAAUGCGAUAAAGCAAUAUGCAAUAUUGGUUGUCAUCCAGUUCAUGGAACUUGUUCAAGACCAGGAGAAUGCGAUUGUUCAACUGGUUGGCAAGGUCCACUUUGUGAUGAAUGUAUAAAAUAUCCAGGAUGUAAACAUGGAACAUGUAAUGAUGCACCAUUUACAUGCCGUUGUUUACCUAAUUGGGGUGGAUCAUUUUGUGAUCAAGAUCUGGAUUACUGUGGACGACAUCAACCAUGUUUAAAUAAUGGAAUAUGUAGAAAUUUGAAUUCAUCAUAUUCAAAACCAUUCAAUUGUAGUUGUACACGUGAUUUUACCGGAGAAUAUUGUGAAAUAAAAUUGGCACCGUGUACAAUUGAUCCGUGUAAACGUGGUCGUUGUAUAUCAAAAGAUAAUAUCACUUAUGAAUGUGAAUGUCAACCAGGAUGGCGUGGUGAUCAUUGUGAAGAGAAUAUUGAUUAUUGCUUAAUCAAUACAUGUUUAAAUGGUGGAACAUGUCAAGAUUUAGAUGGUCCUGGCUUCCAAUGUUUAUGUCCACCUGGUUUCAAAGGAUCUAAUUGUCAAUUAAGAUCACCAUGUAGUAAUUCACAAUGUGUUCAUGCAGUUAAUUGUAAACAAUUAAUACAACCAGUGAAUGGGAUUGAUUAUGAAUGUAUGUGUCAACCUGGUUGGACAGGACAAUUUUGUGAUCAAAAUAUCGAUGAUUGUGUGGACAAAUGUCAAAAUGGAGGAACAUGUCACGAUCUUCUAGAUGAUUUCUAUUGUACUUGCCCAAUUGGAUUUGAAGGUAGACAUUGUGAAAUUAAUCGUGAAUGUUCUAGUAAACCAUGUCAAAAUAAAGGAAUCUGUCAUGAAAUUCCUGGCGGUUAUUUAUGUGAAUGUCCAAAUGGAUUUAUAGGACAAAAUUGUGAAAUUUCAAUAAAUGGAUGUAAUCCAAAUCUUUGUCAAAAUGGUGCUUAUUGUUAUACAUUAUCUAGUGGUUUCUAUUGUAAAUGUUCAGAAAAUUUUAUGGACAAUUUUGUGAAUAUCAAAGACCAUAUUGUGGACCAGAUGGUUGUGAUACAUUAA
Messenger RNA from Schistosoma mattheei, 1836 nucleotides. The record is from the annotation of a GenBank genome assembly. NCBI's taxonomy places the organism in Eukaryota, Metazoa, Platyhelminthes, Trematoda, Strigeidida, Schistosomatidae.